Coregonus clupeaformis (lake whitefish) is the source of this 2424-nucleotide messenger RNA. Its product is annotated as serine/threonine-protein kinase Chk1. The coding region runs from base 342 to 1727 and encodes 461 amino acids. Gene Ontology annotation, molecular function: protein serine/threonine kinase activity; ATP binding. The record is from RefSeq and is a predicted model, not a curated record. Lineage: Eukaryota; Metazoa; Chordata; Actinopteri; Salmoniformes; Salmonidae. The transcript has 13 exons. Gene Ontology annotation, biological process: mitotic G2 DNA damage checkpoint signaling; protein phosphorylation. Gene Ontology annotation, cellular component: cytoplasm; nucleus; site of double-strand break.
GUUUUACACAUGAGCUUAGCUAGCAACUUCGCCAUGACAUUGCCUACAAGUGUGACCGGGGAUUUCUAUUGGAGAAGCUGUUUUAGCCUAUCUUCAUACUGUACUGUCUUUAGAGGUGUCUUUGGUACGAACUCUGUGAUUGUAGCCUCUGGCUUCUCUCUUUUACUUCCGCAAACAUCCCGUUUACAGGAAGUGACGCUGUAGUAAAUACCACCGGAACGGAAGUCCAUGGAGCGCGCCAAAUUUGUUGUGCAGCUGCGUUGGAGUGAACUUCGCGUUGAAGAUUUUAGAUAAAAUAUAUAUAUGCUGAUAAGGAAGCAGGACUGCUGAAAGACUCAAGCAUGGCGGUACCUUUUGUGCAGGACUGGGACCUGAUCCAGACGCUGGGAGAAGGAGCAUAUGGAGAGGUGAGGCUGUUAGUGAACCGACAGACAGGAGAGGCUGUAGCGGUGAAGGUCAUUGAUACGUCUCAGGGGAAGGAGUGUUCUGAGAACGUCAAGAAAGAGAUCUGCAUCAACAAGGUUCUGUCCCACCCUAACAUAGUGCGUUUCUUCGGCCACCGGAGAGAGGGGCCGACUGUCUAUCUGUUCCUGGAGUACUGCAGUGGAGGAGAGCUAUUCGACAGGAUUGAGCCUGAUUUGGGGAUGCCAGAGAGAGAAGCUCACAGGUUUUUCCAGCAGUUGAUAGCAGCUGUGGAGUAUCUCCACAGUGUAGGUAUCACCCACAGAGACAUCAAGCCUGAGAACAUUCUACUGGACGAUAAAGAUAACCUAAAGUUGUCAGACUUCGGUCUCGCUACGAUGUUCCGUCACCGUGGGCGAGAGCGGCGUCUGAACAGGCUUUGUGGAACGCUGCCGUACGUCGCGCCUGAGCUGCUCAGCAAAUUAGAGUUCAGCGCUCAACCAGCUGACGUCUGGGCCUGUGGCAUCGUCCUCACUGCCAUGUUGGCUGGCGAGUUGCCAUGGGACCAGCCCAGCGAGAGCUGCCAGGAGUAUUCUGAUUGGCUGCAGAAGAAGACCUACCUCUCCCCCUGGAAGAAGGUUACACACACCCCCUCUGUAAGACACACCCCCCUCUGUCUGCUAUCUAAGCUGCUCCGGGCCUUGCCAGAAGAGAGGCUGUCUAUAUCUGAACUCAAGACCGAUCCAUGGUUCAGUCAGACCCUCACAUCCUCAUCCUCUCACAACAAACUACUGUGCUCCGACACACAACUACACAGGAACAACAGUGACAGGGUGCAGUUCUCCAGCUCCCAGCCAGACCCAGCGCUGGGUGUGUGUGUGUGGGAGGGAAGUGUUUGUGUCGGAGGGGCAGACCAGGUCAGCUUCUCUCAGCCGGCCAGACCAGACAACAUGCUGCUGGGGAGUCAACUACUGGGCACACCUGGAGCCAGCCAGACCCCGUGGCAGCGGCUGGUUCGGCGGAUGACAAGGUUCUUUACGACUCUGGACUCUUCAGCUUCCUGCUCCGCUCUGAGAGACACCUGUAUCGACCUGGGCCACACCUUCAAACACACCUGCACCAACCAGGUAACGGUCAGUACUCUGGAUAGACGGAACAAUAAGUUGAUAUUUAAGGUUCAUCUGAUGGAGCUGGACCAGAGAGUUUUACUGGACUUCAGACUAUCCAAGGGCGAUGGUCUGGAGUUUAAGCGUCUCUUCCUGAAGAUCAAACAGAAGCUAAGUGACAUCAUCAGCACCCAGAAAAUACCACUUCCUGUCACAUGAUCAGAUGCCAUCUACGCCACGGAACGCACACACCAGAUGACAUCAGACUGUGUGUGUGUGUGUGUGUGUGUGUGUGUGUGACUAUCCUCAUGGGAACCUGAAAUCCCCAAAAGUCCCCUCAAGGACAGUAAAACAAGAAAAAUCCUCCCUCGUGGGGACAUUUCCCAGGUCCCCAGGAAGACAGACCAUUUUAAGUUUAGGGAAAAUAGGAUUUUGAAUGGAAAUCCAUUUUAGGUCCCCACAAGGAUAGUAACACAUGUGUUGUGUAGACGUAGUAGCAACUAUAGCUGGGACCAUCAACCGGAGAUGAUCCACACCGACCUUACCGAUCACUUAUCACAGGCAUUCUGCUGAUAUGAUUCAUUAUGAUACGUAGCCUAUACUAGAGAAAUGAAAUAAGUGUGAUAAUAUGGGUGAUUGUCAAUGGGACAAUUGAUGACUACAACCAUCACACUAGUAGUAGUAGUUUAAAGGAUCAUUUUUUAAAUGGUGGUGCACAAUGUUAUAAACUUAUCCAUACUUUAUCAUUAUCUCAUCAAUUCAAGGCAAUUUAUCUGGAUAUAGAUGUCUGAUUGUCUGUCUGUCUCUCUGAUUGUCUGUCGGUCUGUCUGUGUGACUCUCUCUCGUGUUAGUGUGUGUUGUUUUGUGUGUUGGUGUGUAACUCUUAUUGUGUAUCAAAUAAAAUAAGUUGUGAUAA